Entelurus aequoreus (snake pipefish) is the source of this 4388-nucleotide messenger RNA. Its product is annotated as potassium channel subfamily K member 1-like. Gene Ontology annotation, biological process: stabilization of membrane potential; potassium ion transmembrane transport. Lineage: Eukaryota; Metazoa; Chordata; Actinopteri; Syngnathiformes; Syngnathidae. The coding region runs from base 249 to 1268 and encodes 339 amino acids. The transcript is spliced from 3 exons. Gene Ontology annotation, cellular component: membrane. Gene Ontology annotation, molecular function: potassium ion leak channel activity. The record is from RefSeq and is a predicted model, not a curated record.
AAAAAAAGUUGUAAUAUUUAAUUAAAAGCAAGCGAAGAAUAUGAAAAUGUUCACUUUUAAAUUGUUAAAUGGCGGAUAUAUAUAUAUAUAUAUAUUUUUUUUUUAAACCACCUAGACCCACCUGUUCAGGUGAAUGACGUCACCGCCUCCAGGCGAAAGGCGGAAGAAGACGACGCCGGUAAACCGCCCGUGUUAGUCCGCGUUCUCACAUCUUUAUCGGUCAUUUAAAAGUUAAAAAAAGGGCGGCCAUGGAGGUCUGCUUCACCGCGCGUCAACAGUCGACGUUUAACUUCGCGGUGUUGGUGGUCGCCUACCUCGUCUACCUGCUCGUCGGCGCCGGGGUCUUCUCCGCCAUCGAGCUGCCCUACGAGGUGGAGCUGCGGGCCGAGCUGGAGGCCUCCCAGCGGGACUUCAUCCGCAACAACACCUGCGUGUCGGAGGAGGACCUCCAGGCGCUGCUGGCCCGCGCCUUGGAGGCCAACAACUACGGCGUGUCCGUCCUGGGAGGAAGCAGCCAACGGAACUGGGACUUCAUGUCCUCCUUGUUCUUCACCAGCACCGUGCUCACCACCACAGGUUACGGUCAUACCGUUCCUCUGUCCGACGAAGGAAAGGCGUUCUGCAUCUUCUACUCCAUCGUGGGCAUCCCCGUCACCCUCUUCUUGCUCUCCGCCAUGGUGCAGAGGAUCAUGAUCCUGGUGACCCGCCGACCCCUCUCCUACUUCCCCCGCAGGUGGGCCGUGUCCAGGUCCAGGUUCGCCGUGGGCCACGCCGCCGUCCUGGCCGCGGCGGUGGCCAUGCUGGUGCUCAUCAUCCCCGCCUGGAUCUUCUGGGCCCUGGAGGAGGACUGGAACUUUCUGGAGUCGCUCUACUUCUGCUUCAUCUCCUUGACGACCAUCGGUCUGGGAGACUACGUGCCAGGGGAGAGGCACGACAAAGAGGACAGCCCACACCGCCACGUCUACAAGCUGGUCAUCACCGUGUACCUGCUGCUGGGCCUGCUGCUGAUGUUGGUGCUGAUGGAAACGUGCGUGGAGCUGCCUCAGAUGAAGCGCCUAAGGGGGAGGUUCUACCAGGAGGACAUCCGGGAGCUGGACGGCGAGGCGGCCAACAUCAUGGAGCGCGAGCACGUCGCCGAGCCGCCCGUCAACUACCGCCCGGGCGGCAUCCCGUCCGUGUCGCAGCAGGCGGCCUCCAUGCGGGCGGGCAGCAGGCAGGUGUCGUACACGCCGGCCUCAGGCUCCUCCAUUCAAGGCCAACUGAGCUGAACUCGCCAAGAGAGGGGAAGUGAAAACAGACAUGGACGCUUUUUUUCUUCUACUUCUUCUUCUUCCCUGUCUGCUCGUCCCCCGCAGAUAAGAGCAGGAACACAAGAGGAAGGGCUGGGAACUUUCCACUUCCUGCCUGAAAGUUGACAUCAAGGCUUAGCCAGUGAUUAGCAAGACCUCUCAGUGGACCUCCGCCAAGGCCAAAUGAUCACUGCAGAUGUCACCAGUUUAAACCUGAUGUCUUAAUGUUGUUAUGUCAAUAACACAGCAGGUGCAGCCAAGGCCAAAAUAAUCACUCCAAUUUUGUCUGUCGGGUUUAAAAAUGCAUGAACCCAAAAUGCAAAAAGAGUUUUUUUCUUUUUGCAAUCUUAGCUCAAGGUCAUAGUAUUGUUACAUAAAUAUGAACAUUACCUUUGGAUGGAUUUCAAGAGCAGCCCAAAGCCAAAAUAGUCACUCUGCUCCUGCAUUCAGUUCGUCACUAAAAAGUGCAAAGUUACCCAAAUGCAACUUUUCUGGUCAUUGUUACGUUUUUGCACACCAAACUAGAGAUGUCCGAUAAUGGCUUUUUGCCGAUAUCCGAUAUUGUCCAACUCUUUAAUUACCGAUAUCAACCGAUAUAUGCAGUCGUGGAAUGAACACAUUAUUAUGCCUAAUUUGGACAACCAGGUAUGGUGAAGAUAAGGUACUUUUUUAAAAAAUUAGUAAAAUAAGAUAAAUAAAUUAAAAACAUUUUCUUGAAUAGAAAAGAAAGUACAACAAUAUAAAAACAGUUACAUAGAAACUAGUAAUUAAUGAAAAUGAGUAAAAUUAGCUGUUAAAGGUUAGUACUAUUAGUGGAGCAGCAGCACGCACAAUCAUGUGUGCUUACGGACUGUAUCCCUUGCAGACUGUAUUGAUAUAUAUUGAUAUAUAAUGUAGGAAGCAGAAUAUUAAUAACAGAAAGAAACAACCCUUUUGUGUGAAUGAGUGUAAAUGGGGGAGGGAGGUUUUUUGGCUUGGUGCACUAAUUGUAAGUGUAUCUUGUGUUUUUUAUGUUGAUUUAAUUUAAAAAUAAACAAAAAAAAACGAUACUGAUCAUUUCCGAUAUUACAUUUUAACGCAUAUAUCGGCUGAUAAUAUCGGCAGGCCGAUAUUAUCGGACAUCUCUACACAAAACCAAUUCUGAGGUCAUAUACAACACUUCUGAAGAGCAUCACAUGCAUGUGUAAUGUGUGUGUUUGAACACCAGGGGGCAGCACUUGCAUGCAUUAUCUAUGCCGGGGGUGUCAAAACUCAUUUUAGCUCAGGGGCCACAUGGCAGGCCGGACUACUCAAAUCAUGGCAUUAAAACAAAACAAAAAUAAAGACAACUUCAGAUUGUUUUCUUUUGUCUUACUUUGGCCAAAAAUAGAACAAACGCAUUCUGAAAAUAUUACAAUAAAAAUAUAGAAAAAUAUAACGGCAGCAGUAAAGUUUAGACAAUGAAGGAAAGAAGAAAGUGAAUGAAUGUUUAUAACUGAAUACAUUUACAUAUGCAUAAAAAUGUGUUGUUUUUUUUUUUUAAUGAAUUAAAGUAACGUUUAUGACAACCUUUUUCCAAAACAAUAUAGAAUGUUAGAUAUAACAGGAUAAUGUAUAUAUUUUAAGAAAAAAAAGUGGGACCCCAUGUUUAGGACUUGAUGGGGUCCCUAGGACCCCAUUUUGAAAAUCCCUAGCACCAACACUGAUGGGAGUAUUGGUGCGUGCAAAACAACAGCAGGCCAGUUCUAAUACUAAUAAAAUAUCAUCCCGGGGGAUAUCAUAGAUCAUUCAUUCCUUGGAGGCCAUUUGUCUGACAUCACAUGGACAAAGAUGAGACCUUCUGGAGAAAAGUUCUGUGGUCAGAUGAAACAAAAAUGGAGCUGUUUGGCCACAACACCCAGCAAUGUUUAGAGAUGAAAACGUGAGGCCUUUAAUCUCAGGAACACCAAACCUACCGUCAAGCAUGGUGGUGGUAGUAUUAUGCGCUGGGCCUGUUUUGCUGCCAAUGGAACUGCUGCUUUACAUCAGUGUUUUUCAACCUUUUUUGAGCCAAGACACAUUUUUUUCAUUGGAAAAAUCCCGAGGCACACCACCAGCAGAAAACAUGAAAGUCAGUUGCCGAUGUUGACAGUAAAAAGUAGUUCUCUCAGUUGUAGGUGUACUGUCACAACCUGUCACAUCACGCUGUGACUUAUUCGGUGUUUUCCUGUGUGUAGUGUUUCCUAUUUUGUUGUUGAUUGUCAUGUCAUGUACGGAUGCACUUUGUGGACGCCGUCUGCUGCUCCACACGCUGUAAGUCUUUGCGGUCGUCCAGCAUUCUGUUUUUGUUUACUUUGCAGCCAGUUUAGUUUUGUUUUGCAUAGCUUCAAUGCCUUUUCGUAGCGGCACUUGCCUUUUGUUUAUUUUUGGUUUAAGCAUUAGACACCUUUUUACCUGCACGCUGCCUCCCGCUGUCGUCUGCAUAUUGUGAUCACGACAAAUCAUGUUCCAGACAUCUACAAAGAUGCUGCCACCUACUGAUAUGGAAGAGUAUUACACGGUUACUCUGCCGCGCUCUAGACAGCACAGGCACUCCACAACGGCACAUUAUUUGCGGAUUAUAAUUACUGGUUUGCAAAAAAUAUUUUUAACCCAAUUAGGUGAAAUAACAUUUUCUCCCACGGCACACCAGACAAUAUCUCACGACACACUAGUGUGCCGCAGCACAGUGGUUGAAACCCACUGCUUUACAGAGAGUAAAUGGGACAUUGAAAAAGGAGGAUUACCUCCAAAUUCUUCAGGACAACCUGAAAUCAUCAGGUUGGGUCUUGGGCGCAGUCGGGUGUUCCAUCAGGACAAUGACCCCAAACACACGUCAAAAGUGGUAAAAGAAUCGCUAAAUCAGGCUAGAAUGAAGGUUUUACAAUGGCCUUCCCAAGGACAAUGCUGAAGAAACAAGUCCAUGUCAGAAAAGCAACACAUUUAGCUGAACUGCACCAAUUUUGUCAAGAGCAGUGGUCAAGUGGUCAAGCAGAAGCUUGUGGAUGGCUACCAAAAGCGCCUUAUUGCAGGUAAACUUGCCAAGGGACAAAUAUUAACAUUGCUGUAUGUAUACUUUUGACCCAGCACAUUUGCUCACAU